Messenger RNA from Pseudocercospora fijiensis CIRAD86, 1461 nucleotides. RefSeq lists its product as uncharacterized. Lineage: Eukaryota; Fungi; Ascomycota; Dothideomycetes; Mycosphaerellales; Mycosphaerellaceae. The transcript is spliced from 2 exons. Bases 1 to 1461 code for a protein of 486 amino acids. The record is from RefSeq and is a predicted model, not a curated record. Gene Ontology annotation, molecular function: FAD binding.
AUGCAGGCUGUGGGAGGUGACUAUAAAGUGCUGCUUAUCACAGCAACGGCUCCUGGUGCCAUUGCAUGCAACAACCUCACAGCCUCGUUGGGAGCGGACAAGGUUCAAAAACCCACAAGCGUUGAAUACCAGGCUUCGACAUAUGGAUACUGGAAUGCAAUGCAAGCCAACUACAAGCCAACAUGCGCCGUAUAUCCUACCUCUGCUGAAGAUGUAUCUACUGCUUUGCAAGCCAUCAAGGCGGCAAAAUCACGAUUCGCUAUCAAGGCUGGUGGACAUAAUCCCAACACCUUUUUCUCAUCUGUCGAUCAAGGUGUCCUUAUCGACCUCAACCAGAUGACUAUAAGGACCUACGAUGCAUCGAGCACGAUUGGUACCUACCAGCCAGGUGGUACUUUCAACGAUAUCUACGACUACUUCCAGCAAUACGGCCGAACUGUAGUUGGCGCCCGUCUUGGCGGUGUUGGCACAGGCCUUGCACUUGGUGGUGGACUCAGCUUCCUCUCUUCACAGUACGGAAUGGCGUGUGACAGUUUCCGCGAGCUGGAAAUCGUCCUGCCGAGUGGCGAAAUCGUCACAGCAUCUCCAACACAAAACAGCGACCUCUUCUUUGCCAGUCGAGGUGGUGGUGGUAACGCAUACGGUGUCGUCACAAAGUACACCAUCCAGACCCGACCAUCCGGCACAUUCUACGCCGGCAAUAUCAUCUACCUCUUCAAUUCAUCCGCAGUCCGCGAAGCCGUCCGCAACUUCAUCCAAUACAACACCGACCCAAAAGCCGCCAUCAUCGCAACAUACGAGAAAAUCCCGACCCCAGGAGUCGGAGACCUAGCCCUCGACCAAGCCAUCGUCCUGUUCCUCGUCUACGACGGUCCAGACGCAGGCGACGCCUUCGCAAACUUCACAAACAUCCCCAACCUCCUCAACACUCUCGGCCAAAAAACCUACCCGGAAGCCGUCAACAUGCCCAUCCCCCUCGCCACAGAACUCACCCGAGGCAACAACAUCUUCCGCGUCGCCGUCCACCGCAUCAACGACACCGCCUUCGAGCAAGCCUUCGACGCCUGGUCCGAAUGGUGCGAAGCAAACAAAGGCGUCUACACCCUCUCAUCUCUAGACAUUCAACCCAUCCCGAAAUCUUUAACCGACGCCUCGAACUCCCAAAAUGGCGGAAACGCCAUGCAAAUGCCGGAUGGGCCUUGGUUCUGGUUGAAUUUCUUGAUCUCGUCGUCAUCGCUUCUCACUUCGGCGCAGUAUGAUUCCGUGCAGGCGAGUUUUAGGGAUAUGGUGAAUUCUGUCCCCAGUGCGAGUGGAUUGCCUUUGUUCGUCAAUGAUGCGAAUUAUGAUCAGAAUCCUUUGAAGACGUUUAGUACUUAUGCUACAUUGCAGGCGGCUAAGAAGAAGUAUGAUCCGGAGAACUUUUUUGCAGAGUAUACUGGUGGAUGGAAUUUCAAUGCUUAG